Messenger RNA from Linnemannia hyalina, 687 nucleotides. NCBI's taxonomy places the organism in Eukaryota, Fungi, Mortierellomycota, Mortierellomycetes, Mortierellales, Mortierellaceae. The record is from the annotation of a GenBank genome assembly.
AUGCGGCAGAUGAUCUCUAGCGAGCCUCUUCCGACUCAAGGCAACCGCCUGGAAACCAUUGAGGAAGAAUUUGCCAAGUCUGUCAAGCUAUCCAUCUACCACCGCGGUGCCUCGACUCCUGCUGAUCGGAUUAGGGCUCCUCAUGCCGUUAUGAAGAUGUUGCUCCAAUCUCCUUCACUCGAGAGACCAGUAGACGCGUACUAUGUGGAACGAGGGUGCAAAGGGACCAAGGCUACAGCCGCCGAGCGCACUACCUUCGCGGCUCUCGUAAAUCUUUCCAGGCCGCUUGUUCCCAAACGUCGGAUGCCAUGCUCGUCGGAAGAUCUCAAGACCAAGGAGAGAGUCGGCGGCUAUACAUACAAGGCAGAGGCGCAUAAGGCGUUGAGGGCGCAGUUCCUCGUCUUGGCGAAUGACUCGUUUGAUACUGGCCGCGAGGCUAAGAAGAAGAGGUCCCCUGCCGCUAUCGACCGGGUCCAAGAGCUGGCGGAGGAGGAGUUUACUAAGGCCGAGUUGAACCUGGAGGAGGCAGAGUCGAAGUUGAAGGUACUCCGGUCGGAGUUAGAACCCUUGCGGGAAGCGAGGGCCGAAUCCUCAUGGAACAAGAAGCGACUCGCUCGCCGCCGUCGACAGGGAGACAAGCACGCGAUGAUUUCCGUAGCAAGCUGGAUUCCUACCGGUCCAAACUAA